AUGUUCGCUCUCACAAAACACACCCGGCUAUUGGAGCAUCCCCUCCGCUCCCUCCUCAUCCAAGCCAACAGACCUCCGCUGUCCGCUUCCACCCUGCAACGAUUCUCAUCCACCUCAUCCACCUCAUCCACAUCGACAGCAGCCUCCCAUUUCCCAACAGCAAACCCAUCGCCCCCCCAAACCAUAUUUUCCGGCAUUCAACCAACCGGCAUCCCGCACCUCGGCAACCUCCUCGGCGCCCUGCGCACCUGGGUCGCGCUCCAAGACGCCGCUGCGCCCUCCACGAAACUGCUGUACUCAGUCGUGGACCUGCACGCCAUCACGCUAUUCCAGCGGCCGGAGGAGCUGAGGCGGUGGAGGCGCGAGGCGCUUGCGGCCUUGUUGGCGGUGGGGAUUAGGGAGGAGAGAUGCGCUGUUUUUAUGCAGAGUCAGGUACCAGCGCAUUCGGAGCUGAUGUGGAUUUUGAGCUGCACGGCUAGUAUGGGCUAUCUUUCUCGGAUGACACAGUGGAAGAGUAAGCUGUCUUUGGCGGACAACACAUCUCCCCUGGAUGAGAGCAGCAAGUCUAAGCUCAAGCUGGGACUCUUCUCGUAUCCAGUCUUACAGGCGGCCGAUAUCUUGGUGCAUAGGGCUACCCAUGUUCCAGUUGGCGAAGACCAGAGUCAACAUCUCGAGUUCGCCCGAGAAUGCGUGACGAACUUCAACCACACUUACGGUGGCUCGCACCUUGUUGCUCCACAGACGAUUCUCUCCCCUACAAAGCGCAUCAUGUCCCUUAGCGAGCCUUUGAAAAAGAUGUCCAAAUCCGCCCCCUCACCCCUCUCCCGCAUUCUCAUAACCGACUCUCCCAGCACCAUCUCCCAAAAAAUAUCAUCCGCCCUCACUGACUCCGAUAACUCCGUCUCCUAUGCCCCCACCGAACGACCCGGCGUCUCCAACCUCCUCACCCUGCUCUCAUCCUUCGAUUCUGAAGGUCGCAGCCCCCAGGUAUUGGGUGAUAAACUUGAGAAAGAGGGAAUGGGCCUAGGAGCGUUCAAGAAGCUUGUGGCAGGCGCUGUGAGUGAGGGGUUGAGUGGUGUGAGGGGGGAGUUUGACAGAGUUCUGAGGGAGGAUGGGUACGUGGAGGAGGUAGCGAGACGGGGGGCGGCGAGAGCGAAGGAGAGUGCCGAGGAGACUAUGGUGCUGGUUAGGGAUGCCGUUGGCUUGUGA
Messenger RNA from Drepanopeziza brunnea f. sp. 'multigermtubi' MB_m1, 1209 nucleotides. RefSeq lists its product as uncharacterized. Lineage: Eukaryota; Fungi; Ascomycota; Leotiomycetes; Helotiales; Drepanopezizaceae. The record is from RefSeq and is a predicted model, not a curated record. Gene Ontology annotation, cellular component: mitochondrial matrix; mitochondrion. Gene Ontology annotation, molecular function: ATP binding; tryptophan-tRNA ligase activity. Gene Ontology annotation, biological process: mitochondrial tryptophanyl-tRNA aminoacylation.